AUGCUUAUAAAACAGAAUCCGCACAAAGAAUACGCUCCCAUCGAAGGGUUCGCAGACUUUCGCCAAACUGUCGCCUCAUUUAUAUUUGGAGAGCAAAGCGAUGUCAUCGGACGGUCACGACAUGCGACAGUUCAAGGACUCGGCGGCACCGGAUCUCUCAGAAUAGGAGCCAUAUUUCUAUACCAACUCCAAUCUCACAGCAAAAAGGUUUACAUUCCGGAGCAGACAUGGAGUGCACACAAUCAGGUGUUCUCUCAUUCAGGGUUUGUCGUCAAUCACUACAGGUAUUGGAACUCAAGUACUUUAAGUCUUGACUUUAACGCUCUUAUGGAAGAUAUGGAGACAAUGACCGAGUAUUCAGUGGUUGUGUUGCACUCGACGGCACACAAUCCCACUGGAAAUGAUCCCACAUUAGAUGAAUGGCAACAAAUUAUACGGCUUAUGAAACGAAGACAUUUGUUCCCAUUCCUCGACUGCGCUUAUCAGGGCUUUACGUCGGGAUCUGUUGAAGAAGACACGCGAGUGAUUCGACUAUUUGCUGAACAAAUGGAUGAAUUGGUGAUUGCCUUUACAUUCUCCAAGAAUAUGGGUCUCUAUGGGGAAAGAAUCGGAGCGACGAGUGUUGUCUGCCGGACAUCGGAAGAAGCGGAUAAUGUAUUGACACAAUUGAAGCGAAUAAUACGACCCAUAUAUUCACAUCCGCCCAAUUGGGGCGCAAGACUUGUCACUCUUCUGCUCAAUGAUCACCAGUUGAAGAAAGAAUGGUUUAAU
This is a messenger RNA of Medioppia subpectinata, 771 nucleotides long. The record is from the annotation of a GenBank genome assembly. Lineage: Eukaryota; Metazoa; Arthropoda; Arachnida; Sarcoptiformes; Oppiidae.